AUGCAGCUGGACCAUGAGCCUUUCGGCUCCUUGAAUUGGCCAGAUUCCGAAGACCUCCUCAACUCAAUUCUCUCUGCCGAGUUUACCACGCUCCCCGCCCUGGAAGUCCUUCCUUCCCAGUCCAUCGUCUGCGGUACAACCGACCUCGAGUCACACCCAGUCGCUUCAUGGUUGACCUUCGACUCGAAUCAAGACCAUCUGCAUGGUGGGAAUCAUGCGGUACAAUCGUUAAGCCACAUCAUCAACUCCACGUCUGGCGAUGUCACAUCGACGGCUCAGAGUCUGGGUUUGACCAGUGUUUUCCUUGACGGCUGCCUCCACAUGUUCUUCACUCAAUUCGUCCCGAAUUUUCCUGUCGUCCACCGCCCGACGUUUGUCUUCAGAGACUGGACUUCUCCUCUACUGCUGAACGCAAUUGCCCUCGGAUCCUUAUUUAUGGGCAAGAAGGACUGCGUAGCAAAGGGCGAGGCUCUGUGGCGCUUGGCGCACACUGCUGUGGCUACAUCGUGGUCGAGCCUCAUCCGGCACCGUGGCCCCUACGAUAUUUGUCCUGGUAUCCAACUAGUUCUCACGGCUCUACUGGGUCAGGUAUAUGCAACACUUUCUCGAAAUAUUAAACUCCGCAAGACAGCACAGGUGUUUCACAGUCUCGGGUUUUUCUGGGCACGUGAAACCGGCAUGUUCGAUCUUCAAGCCGACAAAGACAGUGAGGCUCCUGCAUUGGACCGCUCUGCAACUGAGGAUGUCGUUGAGGAGGAAUGGAAAGUGUGGGCCGCGAAAGAGACCCAGCUCCGGGCCUUGCUUGGCCAUUAUGUUCUUGACGCCCAGCUUUCAGACUACACAAGCGCUCCCUCCCAACGACACACAUCACAUUGCCUACCAGCACCCGCGAAUGAUGCCAUAUUCGGCGCUCAGGACGCCGUAACUUGGAGAACGGAAAUGUUGAAUCAGAAAAACGACCCACGACCUUUUUUUGAAAUGUUCUGUUCUCUCUUCUCCGAGAAUGUGCAUGUUCGCCAUCCGGCAACCUCACUUUCCUCGUUCACAGCCUCGGUAUUACUCGAGGGUCUCAAAGCCUUAUCAGCGGAGCGAAUAGCAUCUCCUCCAGAAGUGAUCGGAAUGCCCUCCGAACAUGAUAUUUCCCGUGCUUUGCGAAAGUUGCACACGUUCGUGGUUCAAAGCAAGUCUCUCUCCUCUGUUGAAAAAGACGUCGCUCUGUUACGGUGGCAUACCAUCUGCCUGCAUAUGGUGGUGGACCUGAAUCCUUUGUGUCGAGCGUUGUUUCAGAAGUACAAUAUCAACCAGCACGUUAUAAGUGCCCGGAGAGUGCCACCUUUGGAUCUAUCGUCCUGGGUUUCUACCAGCAGAGCACGCCUUGGACUUCUCCACGCCUUCAGCAUCUACGGUAUAUUACAGAAUCUUCCAUUUGUGCAAACACAGAGGAUCGAUAUACCUAUGGCAGUCUUUAGCGCCGCCAUGAUGUACUCCGCGUUCCUCCUGGGUGGUGUUUCAACCAUCAGUCUCCCAGAAACUGAGGGUUGGGAGAGCGUCAUCCCUAACGACCUCGACACCCCCCCGAACAGCGAGGAACCCGAGCUUGUACAUGAGGUUCGACAAUAUCUCAAUGGGAGGUUGCAAAAGCAUGGGAGGUGCAUCAAUCUUCUAUACGACAUCAACCUUUUCUCGAGGAUUCUGAAGACUCUCGAAGAGCUAUGGGGUGUUUCGUACGAGAUGCACCGUGGUCUGGAAGAACUAUCGCUGCGCUAUACUUAG
Molecule: messenger RNA, 1773 nt
Organism: Cladophialophora carrionii CBS 160.54
Lineage: Eukaryota; Fungi; Ascomycota; Eurotiomycetes; Chaetothyriales; Herpotrichiellaceae
Exons: 6
Coding region: 1-1773 (590 amino acids)
Biological process (GO): DNA-templated transcription; regulation of transcription by RNA polymerase II
Cellular component (GO): chromatin
Molecular function (GO): zinc ion binding; DNA-binding transcription factor activity, RNA polymerase II-specific; RNA polymerase II cis-regulatory region sequence-specific DNA binding
Source: RefSeq, a predicted model, not a curated record